Messenger RNA from Zingiber officinale, 831 nucleotides. Its product is annotated as nuclear transport factor 2B-like. Gene Ontology annotation, cellular component: nuclear pore central transport channel. Bases 32 to 535 code for a protein of 167 amino acids. The record is from RefSeq and is a predicted model, not a curated record. Lineage: Eukaryota; Viridiplantae; Streptophyta; Magnoliopsida; Zingiberales; Zingiberaceae. The transcript has 2 exons. Gene Ontology annotation, biological process: nucleocytoplasmic transport.
GCAUGAUUUGAUUAAGUUUUACCCGCGGCAGAUGAUAGCAAACUAUGCAAGGCGAUCUCAGCAGUCAACGCCCCUCUCUGCUUCUCUCACGCUUCGUUAUAAACUCAAGGGCGGAAGUGAGGGGACGAGUUGGGACGAGAUUUCACCGUCGUCGGCGGAAGCAAUGGACCCAGAUGCGGUAGCGAAGGCCUUCGUGGAGCACUACUACCGGACGUUCGACAGCAACAGGGCAGCGCUGGGGGGCCUUUACCAGGACGCCUCUAUGCUCACCUUCGAGGGCGAUAAGAUCCAAGGCGCCGCGGCCAUCGUCGCGAAGCUUACGUCUCUUCCCUUCCAGCAGUGCGCCCACGCCAUCACAACCGUCGACUGCCAGCCAUCCGGCCCUGCCGGUGGCAUGCUCGUCUUCGUCAGCGGCUCCCUCCACGUCGGUGGCGAGUCGCACGCACUCAAAUUUAGCCAGAUGUUUCAGCUUAUGCCAACGCCACAAGGAAGCUUCUAUGUAUUGAAUGACAUAUUCCGUCUAAACUACGCCUGAGCAAUCUUUUGCACAUGGACUAGAUGGCAGUAGCUGAGCGACUUGUAUGGAUUUGGGAUUGAACAAAUAUUGAUUGUCCACUUAUGUUUAAUUGCUUGUUCUGUAAUAUUGCUCUUUGGUCGUGUGGGGUUCAACCUCUUUAGGGUCUACAAUGGUUUAGUCAUGACCUUUAUUUACCAUGCAUCUGUGUGUCUCUGCUUGUUAAGACGGAUCAUGUGCUAUUUAUUUGGAGGAGAUUUUGCAGGUUCUUAUUUGAAUCUGGCAGAUUUGGUUGCAUAAAACAGUAUUCUUGUUGA